AUGCAGAUGGGAGUAGCCCACCUGCUGAGACUCUACGAACAUGCCCUGAGCCGCGCGCCCGCUACCAUCACUGGAGUUGUUGCUGGGUCGCUCGGCUUUCUGGGGGAUGCCCUUGCGCAGCAAGUGGAGCGUCGCCGUGCCACGUCUUUGGCAUCCGGGUUCGACAAGAAGCGAAGUUUUGCCUUCACGCUCUACGCCAUCGGCUGGGGGGCCUUCGGCUUGCGACCCUGGCUCAUCCUGUUGAACAGGCGAUUUCCGGGAAGUGCUCCGUCGGAUAUCUGCAAAAAAGUUGCGGUCCAGCAGUUUGUUUGGAAUCCGAUUGUGUAUCUUCCCAGCUUCUAUGUGCUCAACGGCACCUUUCGCUUGGAUCUCGAUUUGCACUCAGCCUUAGAUCCCUCUUCAAGAAACGCUGUUUCUCAAAAGGGGGCCAGGACAUGGACUCACUCGUCGCGAGAAUGCGCCACGAGUACGUCGACUGCCUCGUGUACAUCUGGAAGGUGUGGAUUCCGCUGUCCUUCAGCAUCUUUGCCUUCGUCCCGGUGCGGCACCAGGUGGCGGCCAACUUCCUUGCAAACUUAA
Symbiodinium natans is the source of this 579-nucleotide messenger RNA. Lineage: Eukaryota; Dinophyceae; Suessiales; Symbiodiniaceae. The record is from the annotation of a GenBank genome assembly.